Molecule: messenger RNA, 2996 nt
Organism: Prionailurus viverrinus (fishing cat)
Lineage: Eukaryota; Metazoa; Chordata; Mammalia; Carnivora; Felidae
Gene: PTP4A1
Product: protein tyrosine phosphatase 4A1
Exons: 6
Coding region: 1158-1742 (194 amino acids)
Biological process (GO): protein dephosphorylation
Cellular component (GO): nucleus
Molecular function (GO): protein tyrosine/serine/threonine phosphatase activity; protein tyrosine phosphatase activity
Source: RefSeq, a predicted model, not a curated record
AACCGCUGACAAAGAUGACUGUGGUUUGACUUAUGGCAGAAGAAAGUAGGGUCGGGGCUAAGGCACGGUUCCAGCCCUAAAGGGAUUGCAUUUUAAGUUUGAGGCAACUUCACAGCUCCCCAUGUGACAUCUGCGCACUCCUCGGCGGUUUUAACUAUGACAACCAGGGCUUCCGGCGUGAUUCCUUACAGUCGAUCGAAAUCUUCUCCCGCUCCCAUUCCUUCCCCACCCCAGACUUCGUCCACCCCUGAGUCCCUCCACUGCCCCUUCCCUCCCCCGCCCUAGAGAUGCUACGACUCCAGCGCUUCGCCAUUCAUCAACCGGUUCACACCGGCAGCGGCCGCCGAGCGGUGACGUCCGCAAGGGGCGGGUCUCCGCCCCCGCUCGUCGGCGCUCGGCCUGGGGCCCCCGGCGGUGAUUGGUGGCCGGGAGUUCACACGUCGUGCCGGCUAUAAAAGAGAGGGUUUGUGACGCAAGGGCGCCUCGGCGCGCGUAUUGGCUCCCUGUACUGCGGGCCGGCUGGGCUACGCGCUCUCCUCGGAGCCGCUCACUGCAUGGUAGAGUCUGGUGCCCCCGCCGCCGCCUGCAAAGCCGCCGCCGCCCCGCGAAGACCACCGCUACCCCCUGCCCUGCAGCCGCCGCCACCGCCUGUGUCGCCGCCGCCUCGGGACCGGCUGUAUGAUUAGGCCACAAUCUUCAAUGAGUAAACAUAUUCCUCAGUUCUGUGGUGUUCUUGGUCACACAUUUAUGGAGUUUCUGAAGGGCAGUGGAGAUUACUGCCAGGCACAGCACGACCUCUAUGCAGACAAGUGAACUGUAGAAAUUCAUUACUACUCCACCAAGAAGCCCCCAUAAGAGUGGUUAACCUGGACACAGAGUGUUGAAUUGAAAUCCACAGAGCAUUUUACAAGAGUUCUGACCUGGAUGGGGUAAACCUCAGUGCACUUCCUUUCUAUUGCCUCAGUAUUACUGGAUUGAAGAAUUGCUGCUUCUUGUUAGGAGGUUCAUUUCAUUUCCCAUUACUCCCAACUUCAUACUCAAAGCACUGAGAAUUUCAAGUGGAGUAUAUCGAAGUAGACUCAGUUUCUUUGCAUCAUUUCUGUUUCAAUUUUUAAAAUUCUUUCAUAACCUUAUUGAGUGUUUUUAACAAAAUUAACAUGGCUCGAAUGAACCGCCCAGCUCCUGUGGAAGUCACAUACAAGAACAUGAGAUUUCUCAUUACACACAAUCCAACCAAUGCGACCUUAAACAAAUUUAUAGAGGAACUUAAGAAGUAUGGUGUUACCACAAUAGUAAGAGUAUGUGAAGCAACUUAUGACACUACUCUUGUAGAGAAAGAAGGCAUCCAUGUUCUCGAUUGGCCUUUUGAUGAUGGUGCACCACCAUCCAACCAGAUUGUUGAUGACUGGUUAAGUCUUGUAAAAAUUAAGUUUCGUGAAGAACCUGGUUGUUGUAUUGCUGUUCAUUGUGUUGCAGGUCUUGGGAGAGCUCCAGUGCUUGUUGCCCUAGCAUUAAUUGAAGGUGGAAUGAAAUAUGAAGAUGCAGUACAGUUCAUAAGACACGGCGUGGAGCUUUUAACAGCAAGCAACUUUUGUAUUUGGAGAAAUAUCGUCCUAAAAUGCGGCUGCGCUUCAAAGACUCCAAUGGUCAUAGAAACAACUGUUGCAUUCAAUAAAAUGGGGUGCCUGAUGUCAUUGCCUUGGAAGUGGAACUUGAAACAGGACCUAAUUUGUCAUACAUAGUAGCCAACAUGUUGGCUUAGUGAAUAAGUCUAAUGAAGCUUCCAUAGGAGUAUUGGAAAGCAGUUUUAUCAGGCCACAAGUUUGAUGGAAUUGCAACCUCUAUGCUUGGGUUACGAUCAACCUGUUUUGGACGCUUAGCAAAAGAUUCUUGCUGUUCAACAUUUAAAAUGUGCUUAUCACUUGUACCAAUUGACCUUUCCUGAAAUCAUGCAGUAUUGAGUUAUGUCGUUAAAUCUAUUCCCAUGCCAGAAUCUUAUCAAUAUAUAUGAAAUUUAGAAAGAUUAGGUGCCAAAAUACCCAGCACAAUACUUGUAUAUUUUUAGUGUUAUACAGAACUAAAAUCCCAGGAACUAUGAACACUCUGGACCUUAUGUGGUUUAUUCCUUCAGUCAUUUCAAACAUAGAAAUUAGGGCCUAUAUGGUUAUUUGCCUGCUCACUUUAUGUUUACAUCUCCCACAUUUGUACCAGUAUACAUCAGGUUUGCUCAACCUUUUUUUUUUUUGGAUUUUUACCAAGUCUUAACAAUGAUUGUUUCAUGUCUUUCUACAAAUUUUAUUUUGUGCUGUUAAGGAAAACCUCCAUUUUGAAAAUCUACAUUGUACAGAAGCACAUGUCUUUAAUGUCUCCAGACAAAAAAAGCCUUACAGUUAAUUUUAAUGUUUGCACUUUGGGGUGCAACUUACAGGGAGGGCCUGAAAAAAAGAAUGGGAGGGGGCUAUUAAGUAUUUUUAGUAAAAUGUUGCCUUUGUCUUGUGCAGAACAUGUAGAAUAUGCUCUUUAAUUUAGUAAAUAUUUUUUUAAAAGGUAGAGAUGCUUUGUUAUUGUAGCUAAAACAAUUCUUAAUCAUAAAAUUUCUGAAAUUCUUGUAUUUUUUUUCUUAUCUGAAGUUGUUUACCAACUUAUUUUUGUUUGAAGUGUGAUUUUUUUUUUCCUUCUCUUCCCAACCUCUCUUGCAAAAAAAAAAAAAAAAAAAGUGGGUUUCUGCUAAUGAAUUGAGCAGACAUCUAAUAUUUUAUAUGCCUUUUGAGCUGUGUAACUUAAUAUUUGGAUACUUGAUAAUUUGUUUUAUUAUGUAAUUGAUAAAAUGGUGAUGUGUAUUAAUGUUAGUUCAACCAUAUAUUUAUACUGUCUGGGAAUGUGUGGUUAUAGUUCUGUGGGAGAAAUAAUUUGUCAGUGUUCACCAGCUUGUAAAAAUCUAGUGCGAGAGCUUAAACAUCUAAAUAAAUAAUGAAAUGCAUUUAUCAUCAUUGAAA